Messenger RNA from Acinonyx jubatus (cheetah), 12084 nucleotides. RefSeq names its product synaptotagmin like 2 (gene SYTL2). Gene Ontology annotation, molecular function: small GTPase binding; neurexin family protein binding. The coding region runs from base 4421 to 11107 and encodes 2228 amino acids. Lineage: Eukaryota; Metazoa; Chordata; Mammalia; Carnivora; Felidae. Gene Ontology annotation, biological process: exocytosis; intracellular protein transport. The record is from RefSeq and is a predicted model, not a curated record. Gene Ontology annotation, cellular component: exocytic vesicle; plasma membrane. The transcript has 20 exons.
AUACAUUUCAAAGUAGCCCCAUUUAAAGAUGGUCUGCACUAAAUGGACUAGAAAGUUAAGCAGCAGGUUAAGAGAAAUGAACAGCCCUGACUUGGAAUAGAAUACAGAAAGGCAAAGGUCAGCUGGCUGUCAGCUGCCUGCACCGCUCUGUGAGACAGUUGAUUCUGAACUAUUCCAGAAGAGUGGGUUUGAGGGCUAUAUUGGUAGUGCCCAGGGUCACCCCUAAUUUGAAAACCACUCCCCACUAAAGGCUGGGUUGGUAUCAUGGUUUCCCUGGUAAGUUAAAUCUUUUUCAGUGAUUCAAAGAGUUUAAUCUACAGAACAAUAGGCUUUCCCUGAAGCAGACUGUACCCCUCAUCUGACCUUGUUCAUCUGGCUUCCUUUUUGUCUUACUGGGUAUACACCUAAAUAUAUCACAUAAUAGUAAUCUGUCCUAUAGACAGUUCACCGUUACAUACUGUGUGAACAGUCGAUCUUAGCUAGACUGUCAGCAUGCCAAUGUUAUUAAUCCCCUUCUUUUACAGCUUUUGUAUUCCUAUAACAGGUGGUAGAACUCCCAGGGAAUGAGGUUGAGAGUUAUGGGUCUUUUUCAGUUGCAAGAAGUUGAGAAAGCAAACAGCUAUUAGCUGCAUGUAUUCUCUUCCUUAUGAGCUUUAAGUUCUGGCACAUGACCCAACAUGAGUUAGGUUCAGUAUCUUGCUAGCCCCACUUCAUUCAGAACUUUGAUUUAGGCCAGAGGAGAGGAAGUGAAGUGGGCACUCAUGAGAGUAUUGAAGUGUGUAUUUGAAGACCUAUUGUAGGCGUGGUGGAAAACAGCUGUUUUCUGUGUCCACAGUGGACAGUGCAAAAGGAACAGAUGGCAGAUUAGAUGGUAAAAACAUAGAUAAAGGGCUGGUCAACCUUUAGAAUAGGAAAGAUGUGUCAAGGUCAUUUAUCCUAGUCUUUAUUCUACAGAUGAGGAAACUGAGGCAGGGGAGCACAGCCAGGUAUUGAAUCAGUCCUCAGGCUUGCAGUGGGUGUUUCCUGUAACCCUUCACUCCCAAUCCUCAGUCAUUGCAAAGGUUGGGACUAGGUGCUUAUUAAGUGCCCUAUGCAGCAAAGCUGGAUAGCCCUACCAACAGAACUCCCUCAAACCCACUCUUCUGGAGUAGUUCAGAAUCAGCUAGCUCACAGAGCCGUGGAGGCAGUUGACAGCCUUUCUGGAGUUUUUUGUUUGUUUGUUUGUUUUUGUCUUAAUCAAAAGUGUAUGUUUCUGACUUCUUGAAGAGGGGCGAGUGAAGUCCAGAAAGGAGUGGAAUAUUUUUCUGGAAAUCACUGUGAGCCAGAAUAUUUACUGAGAGUUCUUUGCCUUGGAAGAUACACAUUUGUUCCCAUGUCCCAUUUCUUCUUCCACACUAUACCUCAUCUCUUUAUCCUAAUGAUUUUUGGGUCCCUUGGUUUUCUCUUCCAUGGUGGAAUUGUGUUGGGGCAGGAGCUACCAACACCAUAGGGCACACCUCAGUUCGCCUAAAUAGACUAGCGAGGAUCUUCAAGCUGUUCUUUCUCUCUAACGUGUGGGACCCAGGGAUCAGAGGAAGUUGCUGGGAGGCUGUCCUGGCAAUGCAAGUGAAUUUAGAAAGAAAGAGAAAGCACACUAUUAGACAGAUAAUAGUCACUUAAUGAAGAAUUGUCGGACGAAUGAAUUACUGUGCUUCUCCCCCUUCUUCCCUUGUAAUUAUAGAGCUGAAAGAAACUAAAGACACAUUCAGUUCAACCUCUUCAUUUUAUGUGGUCAAGCAAGUGAAGACUACAAAUGUUAAAUGAUUUGUCCAAAGUCCUGUUAGGGGCUGUGCUGGGGAUAGGCAUAUGUCAUUCUGUGUCUUCAUAUUACAUUGGGUUGAACCAAGUGAAAUUGCUAUUUCCAUGGUUCAAAACAUUUGCUUAUGGAUAGUUUGUGAGGUGCAACCUAAAUAUGUUUGAAGGAGAAAUCCUGUAUACUUUUUAGUUCAAUAAUAGCAAUAAUAACCUUGGCCUUCUCUCUAAAACAAGCAAGCAUAUAAUAGGUAUCUUAUUGUGGUGAUCAAGAAUAGUGGUUCUGAAUCAGAUGAUUCUGGUUUGAUAUCCUUGGUCUUUGUAAGCUCAAGUUUCCUCAUCUACCAAAUAGGAAAAAUGUCAGGUAUAUCAUUUUUUAUUCUAAAGGUUAAAUGAGAUGAUUCUUUGAAGGGCUUAGUAUCGUGUCUGGUACAUAAUAAUUAUGUAGGAAGGGUAUUAUUCAUUGUAUACAUAAAUAAAAUAAUAAAACUUAUAAAGCUUUAAAACCUUAUAAUCCCUCUGAAUGGCACAGUCAUCUUUUCUGAAAUCUGUGGGAUAUGCCAUACUUCAUUGUUUAAGAUGGACAUACUUUUAUAUACAUAUUUGUAUAUUCUUUGUAUAUUAUGUUUCUGUUAGUUACAGAGAAUAUGCUUGGAAUGAUGUUCUAUUUUUAAGAUUUUUGUGUUGAUAAAAUGUGCUAUUGUCUCACACAAAUCAUUAUGGUAUAAGUAAAGCAAAGAUGGGUGAGUAUGCAGAAUUAGAUAUGAGUUCCAUAAAGGAAAAUCACCUUUUCUGUCACAGUCAUGCAUGAUUCUACUCAGCUUCUACCAGAGACCAGGUGUGUAUAGUCAAGACUCAAAAUGCUGUUGACUGACAAACUGAGUUAGUAAAUUCUUUUAAAACCUGGACCCUGGAACCAUAUCCAGUGUUUGUCCAUCUCUGCCUCAUGUAUCAGCAAAUAUCUCUACUGCCUGGUCAUGGAGACACCCAUGUGUGAAGUAUUUCUCAGAGAACUCCUCAUGACCCAGUGACACAUCCAUAGCAAAUAUGUUUUCAGACAGCUGCAUACUUAGGGGAAAAGUUAUCACCCUCAGUGUAAGAAUGGACUAAGGCACUCCCAGCCCUGAGAAGGAAGCAUUAGACUUACCCUAAAAACAAAUACUUCUGUAGCAGAGAAGAUAAACAUAGGUCCUCCCAUAGGGUCCUGCUUCCCUUCAGGAUGACCAGCCUACCAUUCUUGGGGUCAGUAGAAAUUGUGGGUGUCUUUCCCUAGUGCCUAUGCUGCCUUUGGGCAGGACCACUGCAAGGAACUAUGCGGGAGGGGAGCCAGCCCAAAACAAGCCUUCUGUUGUGAUUUACCAGAAAAGGUACUUGGAAUACACUAUCCUAACAGCUACCCAUAUAUACCCUGAUCAUCUUCCGCUCAAACUGGCCUCUUCCCAUUUACUCCAUCCUCUAUCUCCAUUUACUUUGUCCAUAUUACUUUUGCCAUUGUAAAUGGAAGCAAAGUCUGAUCUUUAGAGGAAAGGUGCUACAUGAAGGAAACACUGCUUAUUUGUUUAAAAAGGCAUAAAUUUACUAAGAAUUGGCCACCAUUUUGAACUAUGAAAUUAACACCAGUGUCUGGAAGUAUCUGUGGAAGGAUAUAAACAUUUCUUGAGCUUCUACAUAGGUGGCAUUGAGCUAAGGUAUUUAUGUACACCAUGUCUCAUUUACAAAGCCGCAUGCAAAAAUAUGUAUUAUUCUUCAUUUUGCUAAUGGGAAAACUGAGGUUCAGAGAAAUUAACUACCACAAGAUCAUACAGCAAAUGAUCAGUGCAGCUGUCUGACUGAAUCUCUGUAUGUGCUUGCUGCUACUGUAGGCUCAGUUGCAGAUGACCUUUAAUUUUGCAGUAGGCCUGUAAGGCAGUGGGCACAGCUGUUGCUGACCUCUGAAGUUCAGAAAAUUGGAGCAAAAGCAUUGUGAAUUUCUGGUUUAUCCAGCCCUACUGUGGGCGGUAGAAAAUGCAUACAUUCUUUUAUUCACUUAUUUAUUUACUUUUAAAAUUUUUCUUAAUGUUUAUUUAUUUUUGAGAGACUGAGAGAGACAGAGCAUGAGGAGGGGAGGGAGACACAGAAUCUGAAGCAGGGUCCAGGCUCCCAGCCAUCAGCACAGAGCCCGACGCAGGGCUUGAACUAACAAACUGCAAGAUCAGGCCCGAGCUGAAGUUGGACACCCAACCGACUGAGCCACCCAGGUAGGUGAUGCUCGGAUCUUGCUGCCUGUCCUCAAGUCGAUGAUCUGGAUGGAAGGAGAAUCAGUUGUGUCUAAAACUGGUCCAGAGUGGGAGUGUGAGGAGGAAUGCCACCGUAGGAACAAGUGACCUGUCUGGCAAGGAAUUCAGCGUCCUUCUGAGAGCCUCUUCUCCACCUUGUCCCACAGGCCACCACUUCCUCGCUGAAGAGGGUACGGAGGAUUUUGCAAUCAGUCACCUAAAACUUUAGCUGAGCCAACACACAAGACUUUUGUUGCAGAACUGAACAAGAUAUUAUUUCACUUAAUUUUUGUGUCUUUUAAUCAUUUGAACUACAGUCAUAGUUGUUUUGCUUUGAGAAUUGUAAGCCGGAUUUGUUGCUAUUAUCUUUGUGUAUGCGUCUCAAAAUGAUUGACUUGAGCUUCCUGACCGAGGAGGAGCAAGAAGCCAUCAUGAAGGUUCUGCAGAGGGACGCUGCUCUGAAGAGAGUGGAAGAGGAGAGAGUCAGACAUUUGCCUGAAAAAAUUAAGGAUGACCAACAGUUGAAGAAUAUGAGUGGCCAGUGGUUUUAUGAAGCCAAGGCAAAAAGGCACAGAGACAGAAUUCAUGGUGCAGAUAUCAUCAGAGCAUCCAUGAGAAAGAAGAAGCUCCAGGUAGCAGCUGAGCAGAGUAAGGACAGAGCAAAUGAGGCAAAGGAAAGCUGGGUGAAUAACGUCAACAAAGAUGCUAUCCUUCCCCCAGAGCUAACUGGUGCUCUAGAAGAGCCAGAGGAUGUAGCACCAGCAAGCCCAAGUUCUAGCGUGGUAAAUCCAGCUUCCACCGUGAUUGAUAUGUCCCAGGAAAACACAAGGAAGUCAGCUGUGUCUCCGGCUAAGCAAAGGAAGAACCCAUUUAAUAGCUCCAAGUUGCCAGAAGAUCACUUAUCUCAACAAACCAAAAGUGAGCCGUCAAAAAAUGGAAAGGCUGGUUUCUUUCAGACUUCAAAAGAAGGUGAAUUGUCAGAGUCAAAAGAAGAAUUGUCGAUCCCAGAUAUUUCAAGCCAAAAUUUAGAGAAACCAAAGCAGACAUUUCCAGGCCCUGAGAAUGGAUCUCAGAUCAAAGCUCCAAUCCCCAAAGCCAGGAAAAUGCUCCACAAAUCACAUGAGUUAAAGCAAGAUGAUAACCAGCCUUUUCCUAGACAAAGGACAGACUCCCUGGGUGCAAGGGGGGCUCCGAGAGGGAUCCUGAAGCGCAACUCCAGUUCUAGCAGCACAGACUCCGAAACGGUUCGUUUUCUUCAGAACUUUGAACCCAAAAGCAAAAUUGUGUCACCUGGCCUAACCAUCCAUGAGAGAAUUUCUGAGAAGGAGAAUUCCUUGGAAGAUGACGACUCUUCAAACUCCCUGGAGCCAUUAAAACAUGUGAGAUUCUCUGCAGUGAAGGAUGAACUCCCACAGAGCCCUGGGCUAAGCCAUGGCCGGGACAUAGGAGAAUUUAGUGUUUUAGAAUCUGACAGAUUGAAGAAUGGAGCAGAAGAUAAAGUGGACGUAGAUGAGUUUUGGAAUGACCCUAAACCUCCCCAGUACAGAAAGCCUUUGCCUUUACAUCAAUCAGCCUCAAGCCCAAGUGCAUCAAAAAAUGAAACAUGUCAGCCAAUGACUUCUGGUUCUUUUCCAAUUAAUGGGCACCGUUCUCCCUCACAAGUUUUAACUACAAGACCAGAGUCCAUUGAGAAUUCACCUACCAUCAAUGAACACAAAGCCAAACCAUCAGAAUUGUCAAGGCUUAAAUCAGAAUUGUCCAAAAGCCCUGCUGAUGGACUGUCUUGUGUUGAGCCUGAGCCAUCUCAGGUGCCAGGUCACAGUUCUAGAGACCAUCAGCAAGGUAAGCCCCCUCUUCUCAAGGCCCUAAAAGCAAUGACGUCCUCACACUCUGAUCCAUUUGCCACUGAGAUAAGGAAGACAACUGAUGAUUCCAUAUCUAAAGUCCUAGACUGGUUUAAUCGAAGUUGUCAUUCAGAAGACAAUAAGUCAUCUCUCCAACAUCCCCAAGGAAUAGAGCCCAAAGAAGAAAUAGACUCAGAAUCACAGGUUGCUACUACCUUGGUGACAGAUGACACCAGUGUAAAAGAAAGUGGUUCAAAGGCUCUAUUAUCUGCCAAAGUUAAAGUGACGCCUAUGGAAUCUGAUUUGACAUUCCAGGAAAAGGGAUAUAUGCUACCUUCUGGAAAUUGCCAAAAUAAUAAUGUGAAUAUCAAACCCAAACCUAUUAAUUUGUUCCAACAAGGCAAGGAAGGUCCAGGCAUAUUGCAAUCAUGUGAAAUCUAUGACCCAAAUCAAGGGAGUAAAACUAUGGACUAUAGCCAAGGUUCGAAAAACAUAGGAGAAGGAAAUCGGGUACUUCCCCCAACCAGUAACUAUUCCUACAGUGCUGUCACAGGACCUGAUGCAGAAGACCAAGUUCCAUGCAACAUUAAGGCUAUUGGCACCUUAGGUGAAGAAGAGCCUAAGCUUCAUGGUUUUGAAAAAAGUAGAGGAAACUCAGAAGUGAAUUUUGACUCUUCAACACUUGUCAAAGAACCAAGUUUGAAAGACAACACGAAGACAGAGAAAAAGAGCAAAGAAGAAGAUACAUACAUCCUGAAAGCUUCCUUAGAGCCAGAGUAUAUUGAGUCACCACAUGGAAUUGCCAAAGACAAAUCUUGGAAGAAGCCUGAAGUCCAAUUACAGGAUGCUGUUGAGGCUCCCAAGAACCAAGUACAAAGAGAGAAAUACAAAAGAGUAAGUGACAGAAUAUCUUUUUGGGAAGGUGAGAAAGCUGCUGCUAAAUUAACUCAUAAAGAACCCACAUCAUCAUGCAGUCAAGGGCGACCUUCUGCUAAAGCAUAUCAGCCUGUGAAGUCCAUGGACAAUUUAUCUACAGGCCAGACUGAAUAUAAUCAAGUCAUUAGCAAACAAGUGGUCCUAGAUGGCAAUGGCCACAUAGCCCAUCUCUCCAGCUUUUAUUCCUCGAAUAAAUCUAAAGAGACCAGGCCUCAGAAACCAGGUCCAUCCAAAAAUUAUCCUUCAGUUGACCAAUCAGGUGAAAUGUCUCCUUUUCAGAAUAGGAUAAAUGAGCCUAUAAAAAUGUUGCCAGAGGCUGAGAGCUGGCAUUAUAAAAGGGAUCUUACUUUACCAUCAUGGCAACAUCCUUCAAAUGUUGCGAGUGGAAUAUAUACUCCUUUGGAGAAAGACAGAUCCCUAAUUGGUGAAUCAAAUCCCAACUUUAAAGUUAUGUCCCUAAAAGAAAGAAUGGAUGAACCCAAUAUGGAACAGGUCUAUAAUCACUCUCAAUUUGAGAAUUUGAGAAAGUUUUGGGACAUAGGAGCCAAUACAAAUAGUCAAGACAAUGUUGAGAAGAAUACUACCAUAGUAAGCCAAAAACCUUUGGUGCCUUUUAAUAGCCAGAAACACAAAGAACUCAGUGACAUUAAAUCAUCAGGAAAAAAUAUGCAUGAAAUAGGGACACUUCCAGGUAAAAAAAAAUUACCAGCAAGAGAGGAAAUUGAGAAAUUAAAUUCAAAGUGCACACUCCAGGUGUUACCAGACGAAACCACAUUUCCAUUGAGACCAUCCAGAAGGUCUGCUCAUCAGUUGCCAGGAAAUGAGUCAUCAAAGGAAAAUGCGAAAAAGAAUACGGAAUGGUUUGUUACACCAGUGUUCAAGGAAGAAAAGGAUUACUCAGACCAAGAGAUACAAGAAUCAAUAGUAAAAACAAGUGUUUUGUCUAAAGACUACAAAGACACUUUUAAUGACAACUUACAGAAGUUACUUUCAGAAGCUUCAUCACCAGCCAUGCAAACUUCUGUUGGAAAAGUUCAUGAAAAACAAGUGCCUGAACGAGAGAUUUCUGGAAAUAAAACAUGGCCUCAUGACACAGAUUUUGUUGAUACUGAGGGAGAAGACAGAGGACAUGAGGAGAUCAUUAAUGAGCAUGUAGACAAAACAGUAGCUCCUCCAAAGGUCAAACCGAACACUUUGACUGCUAGUCUAGACAAACUCCUGAAGGAAGCAACUGGGACUUCACCUUCUCCCUUACCAACCAUGUUAGAACCUGUUACCACUAGGAUCAACUCUGAGCCUGAAGAGAGUAGAGUUUAUGAAAAAGGGAUAGAAUGGAGUCACAACAUAUCAGACUAUCAAAAAGAGAUAAUAGCUCCUUUUCCAAAAGGGGAAGAAACUUUGGGAAAUGCAGCUCUCCUUCAGAAAGCUGAAAGUGGUGAGUGCCAGCUAAACACGGAGGAUUUGUGUCAGAUGGCUGCAGAAAGUUCUCACUCAUUGGGUCGACCUUCUCAUCUAUACAGAAAGGAUUCUUUUGGGGAUGUGGCCAACUCUCCCCAAAAGAUGCCUUAUUCCAGGGAUGCUCAUCUUGCUCCCCAGGAUAAGGCAUUACCUUCACAAAGGGAAAUUUCAGAGACUGUGGAAAAAGUCAUUCUUCCACCUAACCCUGCCUUGAAGUAUGUAAAUGCUACAUUACAAAAGCUACUUAGAGAAGCUUGGUUGAGCUAUCCAGUUGGGAGGGGAGUAGUGCCUGCAGAAGUAAAAGCAGAAUUUCCUGAAGGAGUUGAGGCAGCAGGUAGCCCCCAGAAUUCUACACCAUGGGCUAUAAUGGACAUUUUAAUUCCAGACAGAAAGGAUUUUUAUCCCUUCACCGUAGUUCCUGAUAAAACUCAUAAAAUUGGAUCUUACUUAGCUGCCCGAGUAUCUCCAUCAGAACAAACCCUUUGUUCAUCUGAUUGCACUGUUACUCAGUAUGGCAAAAAGUUAUCCCAGGAAGUGGCAGAAAUUGUGAAGGAAACAGUUAUUCAACCUAAAUCAGAGUUCCUAGAAUUCAGUGCUGGCUUAGAAAAACUACUGAAGGAAGCAGUUGAAAGCCCCUCCUCAAAAAAUGAAAGUGAUACAGGGACUCUUUCUCCAUCAAAGCUAACAGGUAGUACUGAGGUGCCCAGGCAAGCUGCUUCUGAAUUCCAUCCUGAGGAAAUCAAAGAAACAGUAAAAAAGUCUGAGGUGCCAUCAAUAACUGAGAGUGCUUUUGAUAUGGGUUUUGAGAAACUUUUUAGAGAAGCAUCGGAAACUCCUUCUUACCUGCUCCAGUUGUCAGUGAAGGAAGAAACUCCCGAGAAGGAGUGUCCACAGUCAGAGCAGGACAGUUUCUUGAAGACAGUGCCCCAUUUUUACUGGACAGCCUCAGAGGCCUCUGAAAGGAAGCUUAAGAAUAAUGUUCUCAAAUCUCAAGUCAACCAGUGUGAUGAAGUGUUGGGCGGACACCAAGCUAUGACUGAUUUAUCAGUAGAUCUUUGUGGUCCUGACAGUGGGGUUGAGAUCUUUGGAACCCCACAGCUCUUUGCAGAACAUAAAAUAGGGGUCACUGAAACUAUAAUAGCCCCAGAGGACAGGGACAGUGAAAGUCAGGUUGCAGGGGUUCAAGAAGGGACUUCUCAGGAACCUGGCUUUGAAAAGGCUCCUAAAGCAAUGAGUGUGUCCACAAAUAGGCAACCCAUUUCUAUCCUGACAGACAAAGCAAACCCUACAAAAACAAGUAAAAUUGAAUUGAUUCUGGCAUCACCAUGUAAGAGAGAAGAGAAAAAGGAAGAGAAAGAAGGUUUCUCUGACUCUGAUUUUUCAGAUGGAAACAUUGGUUCCAAUGCAGAAAGCUGGAGAAAUACCUCUAGUUCAGAAGAAGAACCCAGUCCUGUCUUGAAAACUUUGGAAAAGAGUGCUACUAGGAAAAUGCCUUCCAAAAGUCUAGAAGACAUUUCAUCAGAUUCACCAAAUCAAGCAAAAGUAGAUAAUCUGCCAGAAGAAUUAGUACGUAGUGCUGAAGAUGAUCAAAAAGCAGAUCAGGAACCAGAUACAAAUGAAUGCAUACAAGGAAUUUCCACAGUGCCUUCACAACCUGAUCAUCAGUUUUCCCACCCUGACAAACUCAAAAGGAUGAGCAAGUCCGUUCCAGCAUUUCUCCAAGAUGAGAGUGAUGACAGAGAAACAGAUACAGCAUCAGAAAGCAGUUACCAGCUCAGCAGACACAAGAAGAGCCCAAGCUCUUUAACCAAUCUUAGCAGCUCCUCUGGCAUGACGUCCCUGUCUUCUGUGAGCGGCAGUGUGAUGAGUGUUUACAGUGGAGACUUUGGCAAUCUGGAAGUGAAAGGAAAUAUUCAGUUUGCAAUCGACUAUGUGGACUCAUUGAAGGAGUUGCAUGUCUUUGUGGCCCAGUGUAAAGACUUAGCAGCAGCAGAUGUUAAAAAACAGCGCUCAGACCCAUAUGUAAAGGCCUAUCUGUUACCAGACAAGGGCAAAAUGGGCAAGAAGAAAACACUUGUAGUGAAGAAGACCUUGAAUCCUGUGUAUAAUGAGAUACUGCGGUAUAAAGUCGAAAAGCAAAUCUUAAAAACACAAAAGCUGAACCUGUCCGUUUGGCAUCGAGAUACAUUUAAGCGCAAUAGUUUUCUAGGGGAAGUAGAACUUGACUUGGAAACUUGGGACUGGGACAACAAACAGAAUAAACAACUGAAGUGGUACCCUCUGAAGCGAAAGACAGCACCAGUUGCCCUUGAAGCAGAAAACAGAGGUGAAAUGAAGUUAGCUCUCCAGUAUGUUCCAGAUCCAAUUCCUGGUAAAAAGCUUCCUACAACUGGAGAAGUGCACAUCUGGGUGAAGGAAUGUCUCGAUCUACCUCUGCUAAGGGGCAACCAUCUAAAUUCUUUUGUUAAAUGUAUCAUCCUUCCAGAUACAAGUAGGAAAAGUCGCCAAAAGACAAGAGCUGUAGGGAAAACCACCAACCCUGUCUUCAACCACACCAUGGUGUAUGAUGGUUUCAGGCCUGAAGAUCUGACAGAAGCCUGUGUAGAGCUUACUGUCUGGGACCAUUACAAAUUAACCAACCAGUUUUUGGGAGGUCUUCGGAUUGGCUUUGGAACAGGUAAAAGCUAUGGCACUGAAGUGGAUUGGAUGGACUCUACUUCAGAGGAAGUUGCUCUCUGGGAAAAGAUGGUGAAUUCCCCCAAUACUUGGAUUGAAGCAACCCUGCCUCUCAGAAUGCUAUUAAUUGCCAAGAUUUCAAAAUGAACUCAGCAUCAACUGGCUCCUCCACUAAAAACCACUAAACAGGUGGAAUCUGAUCUUGAAAAUCUGACUGUGUGGACAGAGUUCUCACCUGCUACCUAUUUCCACUAACGGAUGCCACACAGCAUGUUCAAGUCAACCUGUAUGUGCUUCUUUGGUUACAAGGCCCAAGAGAUUUAAAUAAUAAUAAACAGUCUAACUUAUUUGUGCCCUCAACAUUAAAGAAGAUAUUUGAGAAAGCUAGCAAAAUCAAAUGGUACUGAGUCUUCAGGGAAAACGCUUUCAAAAAAUAUUAAAUAUGGGGUGAUGUUAAUGAGCAACAUUUUCUAGUUUGCUGUUGUGUUUCACACCACAAUUUUGUGCAACAGUUCAGAAGGCCUGCUUCUCGGUGGUUGAAAACCCUUGCAGGAACUGAAAAUGUACAGUUUUUGUAAAAGAGGGACAGAAAAACACUCCUAUAAGAAGUAGGGAGGGGGGGAAAUAUCAGUGAUGAUAAAGAAUUUGACCAUAAGAAAACGAUAUACUCUAUAAUCUCUAUUAUGAUAUGGAAUUCCGUGUUAGGGACUUGAGACUGAAUUUAUUGCAUGUAUUUCUUUCUGCCUUUGAAACUGCUUUCCACCCGGCCCCCAAUGUCAAAGUCUCAGAUGUGCUUUGGUGCCACCUCCUGGCUCAUAGGUGGAAUUCAGUUUUUGGCUUAAUUUUCUCCCAAGCUCUCAACCCUGUAUUUUGUCAUAGACUAUGUGAAAAAACCAAAAACCUUGCAUAUAUAAGAUUCUGGUUUUCCUGUAACUCUACUAUAUGAAAUUAGCAUGAGGGUGGUCACCGGCAUGUUUUGCAACAAAGUUUUAAUUAGAAUGUAAAUUGUUAAACUUUGCUUCCUAUGUAUAAUUUUCAUACAGUAUUUUGUAAAAACCCUUAGAAGAAAUUAUGAUAUGAUUUAAUUGUGUUGUCAAGUUAAAUAGACUUCUUAUUUUAAAUGA